Messenger RNA from Ilyonectria robusta, 951 nucleotides. RefSeq lists its product as uncharacterized. NCBI's taxonomy places the organism in Eukaryota, Fungi, Ascomycota, Sordariomycetes, Hypocreales, Nectriaceae. The record is from RefSeq and is a predicted model, not a curated record. The transcript has 5 exons. The coding region runs from base 1 to 951 and encodes 316 amino acids.
AUGGCUUUCACUCCGCAAUCGCUCCCCGAUCUUUCGAGGAGAGUGUAUCUCGUAACGGGAGGUAAUACUGGAAUCGGUUUCAAUACUGUCCUCGAGCUUGCAGCCCACAAUGCAAAGGUGUACUUGGGCGCAAGAUCUGAGGCCAAAGCCAACGCUGCCAUUGAGGAGAUCAAGUCCAGUCACCCUGAUGUAAACAUCUCUGUGUUGAUCAUGGACAUGAUGGACCUCCGGAGUGUGCGGGCGGCGGCAGAAGAAUUUGCAAGAAAAGAGUCGACGCUUCACGGUUUGGUUAACAAUGCCGGAAUCAUGGCAACUCCUUAUGAGGAGUCUAAAAAUCAUUACGAAGCUCAAUUUCAAACGAAUUACCUUGCGCACUGGCUCUUAACCUACCUUCUUUUGCCUAUCCUUACCAAGUCUGCUCGGUCAAGCGAUCCCGGCACUGUCCGGAUUACUAAUGUCAGUUCUGAUGGCCAUCUUUUAUUUGCCCCAUCGACAGGAAUCGAUUUUGAAGACAUCAAUCAGACCAAGGGCAGCGCGUGGUCACGAUACGGAAUGUCUAAACUAGCCAACAUUCUACAUGCGAAAGAGCUAAGCCGAAGAUACGGUCCACUAUCUACAUCUCGCGGACACGGAGAGAUCUGGACAGCAAGUGUGCACCCAGGGACCAUAGACACGAACCUGGGCCAUCAUGCCACCGGUUCAUGGCUAUUCCAAAUGAUCCGCCCUGUCGUACGGCUUUUUGGACUGUACAGCCCAGUUGAGACAUGUGCGUACACAAGCCUCUAUGUCAUCGCAGGAAACGAUUUCGAAAGAGACCAGAGUGGCGAGUACUUUAAGCCUGUGGGAAUUGUUGGCAAAACUUCUCAGCACGGGGAAGACAUGAGGCUUGCGGAAAAGCUCUGGGAUUGGACAGAGCGUGAGAUGAAGGGUGCUGGCCUAAUUGACUCGUAA